This is a messenger RNA of Mytilus trossulus (common blue mussel), 1626 nucleotides long. RefSeq names its product ankyrin repeat domain-containing protein 50-like. The record is from RefSeq and is a predicted model, not a curated record. The transcript has a single exon. Bases 1 to 1626 code for a protein of 541 amino acids. Gene Ontology annotation, molecular function: protein binding. Lineage: Eukaryota; Metazoa; Mollusca; Bivalvia; Mytilida; Mytilidae.
AUGCUACAAGAUGUAUUUGGAAAAUGUGGAUUAAACUCUGGUACAUCGAAGGACUCGAUAGGCAAAGCGUUUAGAACCCUUGAAGGAACAUAUGUAAGUAAACAGAAUGGCAUUUAUACAGUCUCACAUGAUACAUUUUUUGACUUUUUGGUUUAUUACUUCGGACAGAAAAUGUGUCAAUGUUUAAUUGAACAUGGCAAUAGCAAUUUAAUACGUGAACGUUUUAAAUGGGGAAAGUCAACCAAGUUUGGUAAUAUAGAAUUUAUUACAGUGAUACCAGAUCACCACACAUUGAAACUUUUUAUGGACAGGCUUAUCAGAGACUGGAUCGAGGGCAAAGUGAGUAAUGUGUUUCAUAAUAUUAAUUUGCAAUUUACCGACUUCAGAGUACAAUUUGUCCAGUAUUUAGAACAACUUGAUAAACAUUAUCAGGUCAAAUUGGCCAACAGGAAGGAUACCAUGUGUCUAGAAGGGGACUGUUCUUCCGGUACAUACCCCUUGAUAGACGUUUGUUAUCAUGGCUAUGAUGAUUUACUUCAGUGGCUUCUAAAUAAUUCUGUAGAUGUGAACAAGAGUAGAGACGACGGUGUUACUCCACUAAUUAUGGCAUCAUGUUAUGGUAUUUUAGAAACUGUGAUCAAAUUAUUAAAGCAAAAUCCAGACGUCAAUCUCUGCAAUGUGGAAAAUGUAACUGCAUUGUACAUUGCAUGUCAGAAUAGUCAUAUUUUAGUCGUAGAACAACUACUGAAAAUUGAGGAUAUCAACGUCGAUUUUUGUAAUAACCAUGGACAGUCACCUCUGUUUAUUGCUUGCCAAAGAGGUUUGACAGCUAUUGUAAACAACUUAUUACAGAAAAGUCCAAACGUAAAUCAAUGUAGUCCAUUUGGAUUAAAUCCACUACACAUUGCAUGCUUCUUAUGGUACACUGACGUCGUUUCUCUCUUAUUGGCGGCAAAAAAUGUAAAUAUUGAUGUAAAUGCACGUGACGCAGAUGGUAGUACGCCUCUUGUUUUUGCAUGUUUUAAAAACUACACAGAAAUAUCUUCAUUACUAAUAAGUGCUGGAGCAGACGUUAACAUUAAGGCGUUUAGUGGUGCUAGUGCGUUGUGUUUUGCAAUAGGACAUGGUAACAUUGAAACAACUAGUCUACUGCUUGAAAACAGUGCAUCUUUGCAGACAGGUUUUAAAAACAGGGAGCAAGUAAUGGAUGCACUGUCACAAAAUUCAGAAAGAACAUUAAAUGAAGUACAGGAGGAAAUACGACAUUUUUGUGUCACGUAUGCUUCCCAAAGAGUAAGAGAUUAUGUACGUGAGAUGUCAGGAGAAUACUGCUUAGAUGCAAUGAUCGAUUCAUCGCCAUUGCAUAUCGCUUGUUUCAUGGGUCACACAAACAUAGUAGAGUGUCUUCUUAAUUUAGAGGCCUAUAUCGACUUUACAAAGGAAGAUGGAACAACUCCAUUAUUUUUUGCCAGUGAAUUAGGACAUGCAGAAAUAGUGCGUUUAUUGUUAGAUAAAAGGGCAAAUGUCACAAUUCGACGACAGGAUGGAAAAUCAGCACUGGACAUUGCAGAAUAUAAUGGCCACCAGUCUAUAGUGGCGAUGCUGAUGGAUAUCGGAGCAGAUUGA